Messenger RNA from Theileria orientalis strain Shintoku, 654 nucleotides. RefSeq lists its product as hypothetical. Lineage: Eukaryota; Apicomplexa; Aconoidasida; Piroplasmida; Theileriidae. The record is from RefSeq and is a predicted model, not a curated record. The transcript is spliced from 3 exons. Bases 1 to 654 code for a protein of 217 amino acids.
AUGGAGAUAGUUUCACACCCAUCUAAGCAAAAUCAUUGUUUACUAGGAGAUUUCUACUACGGUUAUUUGAUACCGACAGUGAUUUGUGGAAGAUCACAAUCAUUCAAACGAGACAUAAGUGGCUUCAUCGCAAACUGGUGUGAAGAAAUACUAAAAGAAGAUAUAAAUAAAACAGUAAAAGAUUAUCCAGAUUUUGGAUUGGAGAAGCUAGGAGAAAGCUUCAGAGAUCAUAUGUUUUCAAAAUUACUGGUUCUGUCGCCAAAAGAAAACCUAGUGGACGCCUGGCAAGUACUUUGGGGAGUUUGGUCAGACGUUUUUAAAAACACAUCGGAGGAUAAAUCGGCAGAUUACACACUGGUGUUUAAAGCGUCGUGUAUAUUCUUGAUGCUUUAUUUGUAUUUCUCGCAAUCAGGAGCACACAAUUUGGCAAUUCCAUUGAGUUUAGGUAAGCUAAAAGGAUUUAAAUUGGAUUCAGAUACGUUUAAUAAGUGUUUGGAGAUAUCGCAUGAGGUGUUGAGAGAAUAUAAAAUAACCUCAGUGUUUAACGUUUUAAAUUACAUGGUCAAUCACAAGUGCUUUACAUUCUCGUUGUACGACGGUGUGCAGUAUUUAUACCAAGAUAAAUUUGGAAGACCACUAAAAAUAAAUAAAUAA